This is a messenger RNA of Photinus pyralis (common eastern firefly), 4811 nucleotides long. RefSeq names its product NPC intracellular cholesterol transporter 1 homolog 1b (gene Npc1a). Gene Ontology annotation, cellular component: membrane. The transcript has 11 exons. NCBI's taxonomy places the organism in Eukaryota, Metazoa, Arthropoda, Insecta, Coleoptera, Lampyridae. Gene Ontology annotation, molecular function: lipid carrier activity. The coding region runs from base 225 to 4334 and encodes 1369 amino acids. The record is from RefSeq and is a predicted model, not a curated record.
GUUUUUGGUCUAUUGACUAAAGUGAUUAAUCCUAUAUCAGUUUAAUUUAAUGUUUUUGUGAGUCAGUUAACAGUGAUAACUCGUCCGUUGCUGUUUCGCGUAUCUCUCCUUUAAUUCUACAACUAUUUUUUUUACAAAUCAAGCAAUGUGUCUGCUAAUGUAAUAAUACAACCUAAACGUUCGCAUUUUAGACUGUCCAAACUCCAAACCAAUUAGUAGUGAAAAUGGAAUUGGCAAUAAAACGUCUAGUAUACAUUUACCUAAUUCUCCUUAGUGGUUUUAUUAUCGAACAGGUCCUCACGGCGGAGAGCAAUGCAUCGACGAGCAGAUCGGAAGGAAACUACCACUGCAUCUGGUACGGGCAAUGCAACAGGAAAGGGCAGGUGUUGCAAAAUUGUCCAUACGAAGGUCCGGCGAAGACGUUAGACGAUCGGGACGGGCUGGAAGUUUUGUCGAGGCGAUGCCCGCAUCUGCUGACCAACAACGGCGACGGCGUCAAGACGUGUUGCGACACUAAGCAACUGCAAACGUUGGACAAUAGCGUCAAAAUUGCGGAGAAUUUCUUCAAGAGAUGCCCGUCGUGCAUGCACAACUUUGUGCAGCACAUCUGCCAGAUGACCUGCUCGACGGAGCACUCUCGGUAUCUGAACGUCACGGAUAUUCAGACCAAUGAUAAAGGUGUCCAAUACAUAAACGCGCUAGAGUUCUACAUUGCUAACGAUUACAUCUGGGGCACCUACAACUCGUGCAAAGGUAUCGGUUUGCCGAGUACCGGUCAAAAGGCGCUCGACAUCAUGUGCGGCGCUUGGGGUUCGGCGAAUUGCAAUCCGAUGCGAUGGUUCGAAUUUAUGGGCGACGCCGAGAGCAGCCCCUACGUGCCCUUCAAAAUCAAGUACAUUAAUACCACAAAACCAAUCGGUCGCUUCAUACCGAUGGAUGCCCCGACUGUACCGUGCGAUAAGGCCAUUAAUGAAAAUGUAUCGGCAUGCAGUUGUGUCGAUUGCCAGGCGAGCUGUCUAGCACCGAAACCGCAACCGCCGCCUCCCGGACCAUUCCGCAUAGCCGGCAUCGAUGGUUACACCUUUGUUAUGGCGAUAAUAUUCACCGUCGGUAGCGUACUCUUCAUCCUUUUAACGCUAUUUUGCGACCGCCGCAACAUAGGUUAUGAAUUAAGCAGAACUUAUGAGGCAGAACAUUUUACAGAGCAGGAUUGCAAAGUGGGUAUGGUUCGCGGGCAAGCUACAGAAGAGGUAGUGAGACGUCUGGCUGAUAAUAGAAAUUCAUCUCGUACUGCUCUCGGGGAUAGUGAGGACAGCCCUCUUCAGUCUAAACGGUCUAGCGUAACAUCAGAUGGGGAUCACGAAAUGGACACGCACUCCAUUAGCAAGAUGCCAGGAGAAUACGAAACCAACUCGUCGUUCAUUGAGAAAUUGGGGGCCAACACCGAAACCUACCUUCAGGUCUUUUUCCAAGCAUGGGGAACAAAAUGUGCACAAAAACCGUGGGUUGUUCUGUUCUUGGGCGGCUGUUUGGUAGUCGGUUUAGCGCACGGGGUCAAAUAUCUGAAGGUGACCACCGAUCCAGUCGAAUUAUGGGCGUCGCCCACUUCAAGAGGUCGCAUUGAGAAAGACUACUUUGACGAGAAAUUUGAACCAUUUUAUAGAACGGAACAAAUAAUAAUUAGAGCGGUAGGGCUACCCCACAUACAACAUAAAACCAAAAACGGAAUAUAUACUUUCGGAUCAGUAUUUAACGACACCUUUUUAAAGUCAGUCUAUGACCUGCAAGAACGUAUCAAGUUAAUCGGAAACGGAACAGAUCAUUCGUUAGACAAAAUUUGCUUUGCACCGCUCCGACCUAAAGAUCAAACAGAUACCAAGAGUAGCGAGUGUAUGGUGCAAAGUAUUUGGGGAUACUAUCAGAACGACAUGGACACGUUUGAAGAAAGCGAUGAGUACAAGAAUAUUACGACGAAUUAUUUGGAUCAUUUCGCCGCCUGUUCACAAAACGCCUUCAAUUUCGAUUGCUUAGCGCCGUACGGCGGCCCAGUCGAUCCCGCGAUAGCGGUCGGCGGCUUUUUAAGCGAGGGGGAGUACCUGUCGGAUACGCCCGACUACAAGAAGGCGCAGGCUAUCAUUAUAACGUUCCUGGUGCAGAAUUUCCACAACAAAACGAAGGUAGGCCCGGCAAUGGAAUGGGAACGUAAGUUCGUGCAGUUCAUGAAGAACUGGACGGAACACGAGCGGCCCGAAUACAUGGAGGUCGCGUUUAGUUCCCAGCGUUCGAUCGAAGACGAACUGGAUCGCGGCAGCCAUUCGGAUAUUAUCACGAUUUUGAUAUCGUACGUGAUCAUGUUCGCUUACAUCGCAAUUUCGCUGGGUCAAGUGCACACGUGUAGCCGACUGUUGAUCGACAGCAAGGUCACGUUAGGUCUUGGCGGGGUGACGAUAGUGUUGGCGUCGGUCGCGUCGUCCGUGGGGUUGUUCGGGUUUAUCGGAAUUCCGGCAACUUUGAUUAUUAUUGAGGUGAUUCCGUUUUUGGUGCUUGCGGUCGGCGUCGACAAUAUCUUUAUUUUGGUGCAAACGCAUCAGCGCGAACCGCGGCGACACGAUGAGACUACCGCCGAGCAUAUUGGAAGGAUACUAGGCCAAGUCGGACCGUCCAUGUUACUUACGAGUAUUUCGGAAAGUUGCUGUUUCUUCCUGGGCGGUCUCUCAGAUAUGCCUGCAGUGAGAGCGUUUGCGUUAUACGCCGGAAUGGCCUUACUAUUAGACUUUAUUUUGCAAAUAACCUGCUUUGUCAGCUUACUAUCAUUGGAUACGAUUCGACAGUCGGCAAACCGAUACGAUGUUUGCUGCUUUAUCAGAGGUUCCAAAAAGGACGCACCUCAAGGAGGGCAAGAGGGACUACUGUAUAGCUUUUUCAAGUCUCUCUAUGUACCUGUGCUGAUGAGCAAAGUGGUGCGAGUCAUAGUUGUGAUAGUAUUCUUUGGAUGGCUUUGUUCUUCGAUUGCCGUCUUACCUCACAUAGAAGUCGGAUUGGACCAAGAGUUAUCCAUGCCCGAAGACAGUUACGUGCUUAAAUAUUUCCAGUUUUUAAAUCAGUAUCUGUGCAUCGGACUUCCGACGUACUUUGUAGUGAAGGGUGGUUUAAAUUACAGCGACUUUAAUGCGCAGAAUUUAAUUUGUAGUGGACAGUACUGCGAUUCGGACUCGUUGGUUUCCCAACUUUAUGCCGCAUCGAAGUCGUCUGCUACAUCGUACAUGUCGAGGCCUAGUUCCAGUUGGCUGGACGAUUAUAUGGAUUGGUCUUCCAUAGAGAGUUGCUGUAAAUUUAACUCGAAAACAGGAGCGUUUUGUCAACACUCGGAUCACAGUGGCAAGUGCGAGGCCUGCAACAUAACGAUAGGAGACCGUCCGCCGCGUCCGAAUUCGACAAACUUCGAACACUACAUAUCCUUCUUCCUGCAAGACAAUCCGGACGCCGAUUGCAUGAAGGCGGGACACGCGGCGUACGGUCAAGGCGUCAACUAUGUCACCGAUCCGAAGACGCAGCUAUCAACAGUGGGAGCCUCUUACUUUAUGGCCUAUCAUACGAUACUGAAAACUUCCAAGGAUUACUACGAAAGCAUGAGAAGCGCUAGGGCGAUAGCGCAGACCAUUUCUGACACAAUUAACGCUAAAAUUAAGACCAAAGGGUUGAAUGUCUCGGAACCGAUCGAGGUAUUCCCCUAUUCGGUUUUCUACGUGUUCUACGAGCAGUAUUUGACUAUGUGGGGCGACACGAUUAAAAGUUUGGGAAUCAGUUUGACGGCCAUCUUCGUCGUGACCUUCCUGCUAAUGGCUCUGGACAUUUUCUCAUCGAUCGUCGUGAUUAUCACGAUAAUAAUGAUCCUUAUCAAUCUGCUCGGCUUGAUGUACUGGUGGCACAUAACCUUAAACGCCGUCUCUCUAGUUAACCUAGUCAUGGCCAUCGGUAUCGCGGUGGAGUUCUGCUCUCAUUUAGUGCAUAGUUUCUCCGUGUCGGUCGAGACCACACGACUGGAGCGCGCGUCGGACGCCCUCACAAGAAUGGGAAGUUCCAUAUUUUCUGGAAUUACGCUGACCAAGUUUGGCGGAAUUAUCGUGCUCGGAUUUGCCAAAUCUCAAAUAUUUCAAGUAUUCUAUUUCCGAAUGUACUUAGGUAUUGUACUUUUUGGAGCUGCUCAUGGAUUAAUUUUCCUGCCUGUGUUACUUAGUUAUAUAGGUUCACCAAUGAAUAAAGAAAAAUUGGCGAAACAUAAUCGGACUUUAAAUGGAUCGCACAUACAAGAAACAUCUCUCAACAAAGCAUGAUGCAUCAUAGAACGGUUAGAUCCAAUUUCUAUGAAGCAACGAUGGUAUCUCCAUUGCUGUCCCCUUCGUCGAGUGCAGUCAACUACAACAGUAUAACAUCAGUCGCUUAGUCAAUUUUGUUUACAACGUAAAAUAUAAUCGGUAUUAAUGGAAUCAAUGAGUAUUAUUUUUUUAUGUUUUUUUUUCAAUUCUCCAAUUACAUAUAAAAACAUGGCGGGGCAGAGUUUUCGCAUUGGGAAUCGUGCUGAUAUUAGAAAUUGUGUAAGUAAUACACUACUUGUCCAUAUGAAUAAUUUUAAGUAUUAAGGAAAAGUUUUGUACGUGUUGUUCAAACUCAACUUAGAGAAGAUUACUUAAAUUACCGAACGUGUAGUACUUCUUUUUAUGUUUCCUAAAUCUUUAGAUGUAAGUAGGAAAAGACUGGAGCAGGCAAUGGCAGGUUAAUUGAAAUAAAAUAAAAAUUUGCUUUUUCCUAUA